This is a messenger RNA of Hyaena hyaena (striped hyena), 4292 nucleotides long. RefSeq names its product dual specificity phosphatase 3 (gene DUSP3). Lineage: Eukaryota; Metazoa; Chordata; Mammalia; Carnivora; Hyaenidae. Gene Ontology annotation, biological process: negative regulation of MAPK cascade; protein dephosphorylation. The record is from RefSeq and is a predicted model, not a curated record. Gene Ontology annotation, cellular component: cytoplasm. Bases 67 to 780 code for a protein of 237 amino acids. Gene Ontology annotation, molecular function: protein tyrosine/serine/threonine phosphatase activity; MAP kinase phosphatase activity. The transcript has 5 exons.
GAGGAGCCGAGCAUUCCUGGCCAUCCCUGGGCUUCUGCUUGAAGGCUCAUCUAGGUCCAAGUCAAGAUGAGGGGGCAGACUCAGAAGCCCUCCCACCUGCCUGGCACGCAGAUGCCGCCAGCAACACAGGAAAAGAAGAGGAAACUGAAGUCCAGAGUCACACCCUGCUCUGCUGGUCACGAACCAAGCUGCUGCCCCGGCGUGCUGGGCCCGGCCUGCGCCAUGUCGGGCCCGUUCGAGCUUUCGGUGCAAGAUCUCAACGACCUGCUCUCGGACGGCAGCGGCUGCUACAGCCUGCCGAGCCAGCCGUGCAACGAGGUCACCCCCAGGAUCUACGUGGGCAACGCGUCUGUGGCUCAGGACAUCCCCAAGCUGCAGAAGCUAGGCAUCACCCACGUUCUGAAUGCUGCCGAGGGCAGGUCCUUCAUGCACGUCAACACCAAUGCCAACUUCUACAAGGACUCCGGCAUCACCUAUCUGGGCAUCAAGGCCAAUGACACGCAGGAGUUCAACCUCAGCGCCUACUUUGAAAGGGCUGCAGACUUCAUUGACCAGGCCUUGGCUCACAAGAACGGUCGCGUACUUGUCCACUGCCGGGAAGGCUACAGCCGCUCCCCGACCCUAGUUAUCGCGUACCUCAUGAUGCGCCAGAAGAUGGAUGUCAAGUCUGCCCUGAGCAUCGUGAGGCAGAACCGUGAGAUCGGCCCCAACGACGGUUUCCUGGCCCAGCUGUGCCAGCUCAAUGACAGACUAGUCAAGGAGGGGAAGUUGAAACUCUAGGGCCCUCCCGCUGCCCCUUCUCUAGAGGCAGACAGGGGAGCCCCUGGGUGAGGCGUCCCAAGCCACCAUGUUUAGGAAACACAGUGUACCCUGCUCCCAGCAUCACCAGGCACUUGCCCACCAGUCUCCCAACACAGCCCUGGGCCACUUUCCCCCUGGGGAGCGUAUAAAGAAGCUUACGAAGGAGGGCAUCCUUGUUCCCUGGUGUGUUCUGUGCCUGCAGUUUAUAAUGUCCCCUCCCCGAGGCGGGGGCGCAGAGGGAGGAAGGCCUGUGGCAUGUGUACUUCUCCUGGAUGACCGAAGGCAGGAGGUCCGCGCAAAGUAUAAGGCUUGAGACGCCCACCGGGGUCCCUCCUACCCUCCGUUGCCCCCCUCCCCUGCUCCCUGCCUCCCACCCCUGGGUCCUCUCCUGAGUGAGGGACCUUAGCACCUCGAGCCCUAUAAGGGAACUAUGCAAACGCAGGCCCCUUCUCCACCCUCCCCCGUGCCCGUCUCUCCCUGCCCCCCCCCAGCCGACCAUCCACACCUUGCUCAUGGGCAGAGGCGCAUCGUGAGGUCUGAAGCCGGCCUGGAGACACCAUCGGUUGUCAGCGGGCGGACAUUCCCACGAAGAGACUGCAUUUUAAUUAUUUCCUUAGGAUUAAAGAUGCCUGAACAAAGAGGCCCCUCAGAUGGGCAGACAGCCUCCCCUAAAGUCAGUAGUUUUUAAGAUGCGAGGCUUUGGAAAGGCUUGCAUUCAGGACCCACUGCUUUGGAAUAGUCCCCCGCCCUGGACUGCUCUCGGUCGGUCGCUGGGUCUAUUAGAAGAGCGAUGCCUUGGGCAUGGUUUUUAUCUUAUUUUAUUUUAUUAUUUUUAUUUUAUUAUUUUUAGAAAACAGAGUGUUGAUGUUCCAGCCUAUUUCAAAACCCCACCGUGGGAAGAAUAGCAAAGGGUUUGCCCUGAAUGGCAGCGUUGGCGGCUCCAGCCACUCGUGCUAACUGCCUUUUUGUCUGUGUGGCUGUUCCAAGGACAGAAGGAGGAAGUGGUGGGCCGAUUACCCUGUGCGUGUGUGGGCAUGUGUGUGGGGGUGUCUCAGAGCACAGGCGGAGGCCGGCCCAGCCGCUUCUCAUCCUUCCCCACUUCUAGAGGGUCCUUAAUGGUCCUGAGGUGCCAGGAACAGCCCCCGGGACCCCCAGGAGCAAAAAUGACUCAGCCCAGCAGAAAUGAAACACCGUGGCACGUUCAAAUGGAGCUUUGGCUGCGAGAGAACAAACAACAAACAGGAACGGCCUCUUUGUAGGACUUUGUAGGGAUGAUGGCGGAACGUUCUGGCUCUUCCACGCGUGCGCACACCUGUCAGAUUAUAGUUUUGUUUUGGACGCCGUCUUGUUAGGACUUUCAGUGACUGUCACCAAGGAAAGUGAGGCAUUCCUGUCUCUUCUGGUUCCCUACCAGCUGAGAGGUGGCCCCCAUCUCCACCCCCAGCCCCUAGCACGCAGAGGUCUAUACAAGUUCGUGGAAUUAAACUUUUUUUUUUUUUGAGCACCAGAUGUAUGCAGGGUGUUCUGGUGGGCGUAGCAAGCUCCCAGAAGCCCGAAGGGAAAAAUCCAGGGCUUUUGUUGAGUAGUUAAAAUUCAGUUUUACAGUUGAAUUCCGGCAGCGUUAAGCUGUCGACAUAGGGAAUGUGCCUUUUUCAGAGACAGACAAAGAGAGACGAGGUCAGACCAGGAGAAGCAGGGCCUCAUGGGUGUCAUGACCUCUAGUGCUGCAUGGUCCCUUUUCUCUGUGACCACAGUCACCCUGGACAAACUAGGGUCUGUCGUCUUUUCCAGAUACCGGACUGUUCACACAGACCCACCCAAGUGAACGGCCGUCCUCUCUAACCUGUGUACCUCACUUCACAGUUUCCUGAGAACUGUCCAUGUAAUCUAACUUGAUCCUCUCGAUAACCCCAUCAAGUUGGUAGAGCUUCUUCAUGGAUGGUUACCUUUUAAGAAAAAGGAGCUGGGUUCAGACUGAUGGAGGGCAUGGCCCCUAGGCCGUCCCAGGCUCUAAGGCAGAGCCAAGGUGAGACUGCAGGUUUGCUGCUCCCUGAAGCUGAAUUCUUUGCCUCAUGCUACACUCCCCCUCCAGACAAGAGCCCCCUGGGAAUGUCCAGGUGCCCUGAACCUGCCCUUGACCCAGGCUGUGUGCACAAGAGUCAGUUAGUGCUCCGGUCGGAGUACACUGAUUCAAGCUGUCUGAGUGCGGGUGGGAGGGGUUGGGGUACAAAUCCAUCCCUGCUCCAGGAAAAGGAAGUAAAAAAGUGUGGGACCCCGAUCUGGUUAGAACGUGUGGCUCUUUUUCUGGGAAACGUGAAGCAUCCCUAAGUUGGAGCUUCCUGCUCUGCUUCUGGAAGAGGCUCUGGGGCUGGGGGGCCAGGGCUCCCCCUCCCCCUCUUAGACAAGGGUCACCCCGCACCUGCAGGGCAGCCACAGCUCCUUGGACUGGUUAACCAGACCUCUUGAAGGCCUUUCGGUUGGGGCACAAGGGAGAAAAGGCCAUCGAGAGAAUUACUGCCUUUACUCUGGGGCUACUUCUAUCCUGAGAACUUGGGAUUUCUCGGUGGUCUUUAGUCCCAGAAACUCUGCAUUUGCUUCAUGAGAUUUAGCUCCUAAUUUUUGAGUAAACUAAAAUUCUAUUGUGUAAGAGCCAGCAUAUGCCCAGCUGUGAGUGGAAGCUGCUUCUGGACAGCUUUCUACCCCUGGGAAAUGAUGGAAUAGGAACUCAGGGUGCCCUUACCCUCUCCCCUGACCUGAUCCCUUUCUCCGACUAGCAGACCCUCACUUAGGUCAAAUUAGAGCACCAAAUGGUUUUCUCAAAUCUAAAGCAGUACACGUUCCACAGGCUGGUCUGUAUCCCUGCCACUCCGAGUUAUCUGGAGAGCAGAAAUCACCCACCUGUCAAACAAGGGGCCUCAUCUGGAAGACCUCUGAAGUCCCUUUGGCUCUGACAUUGUCGGGUUCUCGGAGAAUUCCCACCUGGAAGUUAUCACCACCUGGAAAUGAGAGGCUAUGUAAUAAUCUGACGACCAGCAGGUGGCACUGUGUUCCGCCCAUGGUGAUGGUUGGUUUGAAAAGGAAAGUUGGUGCCUUUCGUGUCACAAGUUAAUGUUAAGAUGCUAAUGUUUUAAUUAAAAUAAGCACUGAUCUUAUAAUAUGAAGAUACGAGCUUUCCUCACAGGAAAUUUUCUGUCAUAAAACCGGCGUCAAGAAUCACUGAGGAGCCAAUAGUGUUGGUCUUUCCAAGUCAAGAUUUUAUCCUGAUUGGAAAAGAAACCCUCUCCGGUUGAGAGAGCAGAUCCGUCGGAAGCUUAACUUACUUCCUGUCAGCUUUUAGGGCAAUUCGAUUGUGACAGCAUGAAUUUUCUGGGGAGAAAAGGGGAAGGUAUUAAAUUGGUUUUAAAGGAAAAUAAGCUUAACGUCUGUUGUAUCACAAAUCAGUGUUAAAACACUAACUGUAACCAAAAUAAACAUCUUACAUUACAUAGAAA